This is a messenger RNA of Hirsutella rhossiliensis, 1353 nucleotides long. Its product is annotated as subtilisin-like protease. The record is from RefSeq and is a predicted model, not a curated record. The transcript is spliced from 12 exons. Bases 1 to 1353 code for a protein of 450 amino acids. NCBI's taxonomy places the organism in Eukaryota, Fungi, Ascomycota, Sordariomycetes, Hypocreales, Ophiocordycipitaceae.
AUGGCUGAACAAAACGUGGCGGAACAAAACAUACAUGCUCGGGCCGCUGACCAGCAGGACUGCACUGGUAGUCUAAAAGCAUACUACAAGCUCACAGAAUCUUUUGACAAGUAUUUAAAGACCCUUGACAUAAGCGCCUCGGCGACUGUAUCUGGUUGGGGCCAAAGUGCAUCUGUGUCAGGCAGCUAUCUAGAUCAGGCCGAGCUGUCUAAGGAUGGCUUAACAUACGUAGCUAUAAUCGACGUUCAGAGACAGUCGGAUUCUAACAGCGGAUUCGAAUUCAAUAAAAAGAACUACAAUGGGGCAACAUUUGCUCAGGACUAUGGCGAUCGAUGGAUUCGUGGCUUCCACACGGGUGGGAAAAUGAUUGCUCGGCUGUCCUUUGAUAGCAAAGGAUCUGUUAGCAAGGAUGAGUUGAAAGUACACGCCGAGGCUUCAUUAAAGUUCUGGGGAGUUAGCGGGGAUCUCAGCGCAUCAGUCAAGAAGAGCAUGGAAGAUUUUAUUAACAAUGCCUGCCGACACAAUUACGAGUACCGGCCCCUUCUCGACGAAUAUAGAAAUGCCGACAACUUUCCCAAGGGUCAAAAGAUACUUGACUACCGCAUUGCGCAUCUAGUGUCUUACAAAGUUUUAAGGGAACUCGUCCGAAUCUCGGAAAUGUCGCAGUAUCUGCAACGUCUCGAAUUGCAUGAGGACGAGCUAAAAGACGACAUUGAGUUUGCCAGUCUUGAGAUGGUAGAAGCAAGUAAGAAUUGGGUUGACUCUAAUGCCGAGAAGCCGGAGAGUGCUAUACAGACGGGAAGGGACCUCAUCAAAAAAUUUAGAACGGAUUUUUAUGAUAAGUACGAAAAUCUUAUGCGCCACGACGUCUAUAUAUCUGGUGUGGAGGUGAUAUACGGCGACCAACCACCAGCGACUCGGGUCCUCGAGAUCUUACAUCACAUCGAGGAUAUUAAUCAUAACAUGGGUGGAGAGUUUGUUUGGCUUGUUCCAAUCUAUACCGCGCGUCGCGAUGAAGCUUGCACUUCUUUUAAGGUAAUCAUCCAGGACGGGGGACUUGCCGGGUUCAAAGAUCUCUCAAAGGGUGCAGGAGGCAAGAACCGGUAUCUCCAGUGCGAAAAGACUCCAUCGGAAGACAAAAUCCGACGAUUGGCGCUGGUUCGAGGACUUGAAAACGCUCAGGAUUAUCUCGAUGAACUUGACCAUGGCUUCCGGGGCAAAACGGAAAAUAUAAACGAGGGGCGUGGGGAUUCGAACGAUAUAUUGCAUCUUCUGUGGGCAUUUGAUGGCAAACGAGACGAAGCUUCAAAAAAGGACGUGCGGGAUUUCUAUAACGUGCCGGUGGUAAAUUAG